Molecule: messenger RNA, 1473 nt
Organism: Danio aesculapii
Lineage: Eukaryota; Metazoa; Chordata; Actinopteri; Cypriniformes; Danionidae
Gene: afmid
Product: arylformamidase
Exons: 11
Coding region: 88-969 (293 amino acids)
Molecular function (GO): arylformamidase activity
Source: RefSeq, a predicted model, not a curated record
GAGGUUAAUGAUUGACAGUGUGUCAACAGCUCAUGAAGUUCACUAGUUAGUGCUGUUUCAAAGGUCCCUGUAAAGCAGAGCAUCAUCAUGAGCGACUGGAAGAACAUGAGCAAAGAUGAUUUGGAGCUGCAGUAUUCUCCCAGCCGCUGGUCACCCAGGAUGUCUGCCGAUGAUGUCAUCAGAGCUCAUGUGUCCGCACUGAAAUCAGGCACAGAGAGAGCUCGGUCGGUCACUCAGACUCUGAUGGACGUCCCGUAUGGAGAAGCAGAAGGAGAGAAACUGGACGUUUAUCUUCCCAGCAGCUCCAGUCCAGACGUGCCGCUGGUGAUUUAUUUUCAUGGAGGAUACUGGCAGUUCCUCAGUAAGGACGAGUCUGGUUUUCUGGCCGUCCCGCUAGUCCAGAAGGGUGCAGUGGUGGUUGCCGUGGGUUACAGCAUCGCUCCAAAAGGUGAUAUGGAUCUGAUGGUGUCUCAGGUGCGCAGGAGUGUCGUGUCUGUGAUUCAGCAGUAUUCACACAUCAGUGGACUUUACCUGUGUGGUCAUUCAGCUGGAGCUCAUCUUGCAGCGAUGGUUCUGUCCACUGACUGGACACAGUAUGAUGUAUCACCGCAAAUUAAAGGUGCAUUUCUGGUGAGCGGCAUCUAUGAUCUUCAGCCCAUUCUCUCCACAUACGUGAACGAGCCGCUGAAAAUGACAGAGGAAGUUGCUUUAAGGAACAGCCCCAGUCACUUCCUGUCGCAGCUUAAGGUCUCGUCUGCUUCCUGCGACAUCACCGUCACUGUGGCGCAGAACGAUUCGCCUGAAUUUCGCAAACAGUCAGAGGAAUAUUUUAAAGCUUUGGAAUCUGCUGGUCUUAAAGUGUCUUUUGAAGACGUUUCUGACACGGAUCACUUCAGCAUCAUAGAGCAACUCGUGGAUGAAAAUUACCUCCUCACCAAGCUCCUCCUGAAGAUGAUGGGGAAAAGUUGAUAAUCGUCAAAUUACCCAGAAUGCACUGCUCUAGAACCGACCUGUGAGUUGACCUCACAAUGACCUCACUCUUUGUCCAAUCAGACACUAGUGUUAAAUGUUAAAUGUCAUUAAGACUGCAGAAGUGUGUUUUUAUCUGGAGUGUGUGUGUGUGUGUUCAGGACUGUGUUUGUGUAAGGUGUUUUUCAUAGUUAUUUAAAUGUUUUAAUCACUUAAAGCACUGCAGGAUUUGACACUCAAAUGCAAAUGAGUUCAAAUGUACCACGGGUCAAUGGUGCUGAAGAUGUCCAUCAGUUUGUUGUAUUUGUUUUGAGUUUUCAUUGACUGGAUAAACAGGUUUGGACCGGCCGCAGAACUGGUUUGGUGUUUCACAGAUACUUGUUAACUAGUAAAACUAGCAAAUCACCUUCACCAGCUGCUUUAAAAGUGUUUACCUCGAGCAGACUGUGGCGUCAGUGUGUGAUUGAAGCGAUUUCAGGCAAAUAAAGCACUGAUUUGAGCACA